Messenger RNA from Macroventuria anomochaeta, 2520 nucleotides. RefSeq lists its product as uncharacterized. The transcript is spliced from 5 exons. Bases 1 to 2520 code for a protein of 839 amino acids. NCBI's taxonomy places the organism in Eukaryota, Fungi, Ascomycota, Dothideomycetes, Pleosporales, Didymellaceae. The record is from RefSeq and is a predicted model, not a curated record.
AUGCAUCUCUUCGACUUGCCGAGUACGCUGCUACUUGCUGCUUACAUUAGCUCGAUUGCAGCCGCGACGCAGGAUGGGCAUCGGGUCCUCCGUGCAGCAACAAAGCGGUCAGAUUUUUUCAAACGCGAUACAAGAAUAUUGCAGAAGUUUGAAUCCGAAGUCGUUUACAUUGAAGAAGAGAAUAGCUGGGAUGGCAGGAAGACGUUCGCGUCCUCGGUCAAAGUAGGCUCGAAGAAACCUAUCCUGAAUCUGGAAGAGAUCGAACAUCAUCUCCAGGACGUGACAUGUGAAGAUAGUAGGAUGACAUUGCACUUCGUCGAUGCAUCAUCCGCGCGAGACGCAAGAGCUGCUUGCCAUGGCGGACACGGAGGCAUGGGUGGAUUGAUCAUCACAUCGCACCAGAGCUGUAACAAAGACGGCGAGCGAGCGGUUUACAAGAUCGACGAAGUGACCUACGCCGAUGAAGGCGUAGCCCUCGAUCUCGCCGUUACCAAAGCCCUAUGGCAAGACGCCUUUGACAACAUCGACAUCAACUUCGGCCACACACGAUACGACCACAUCUAUCGACGGCACUCUGACUUCUCGCGUGCGCGGAGAAAGCGCCAAGACGAGCUGACCAUCGAAAUCCCCACAAACACCCCUGACAACGUCACUGAUGUCACGUUCGACCUCACCUCCGAGCUCCUCGACACUACCUUCACCGCAGCCGACUUCCUCACGGGUCUCGAAAGCACAGUCAACUUAACCAGUGUUCCCAAUUUGCCCUUCGAGAUUGGCUGCAAGAACUGCUCUACGCGAGGCCAAAUCGUGCUUACGCAGGGCGCGAUCAAAAUCGAUACCAAGCAAAUUGACUUGGUCCCCGACAUCUUCAAAGGUGGAGAUGAUGGCAAGGAAAUCACCAGCAUCAUCACUGGUGGGUACAUGGACCUUGCUGUGACUGGAGUCGGAGCACGUCUUGAGAUGUUCGCUCGCCCGAUCAGCUCGGGAUCCUAUGAGAUCGCUUUGUUUCCUCUACCGGUUUUGGGAUUUGUGAUCCCUGGAAUUGGAAAGGCUGGUGCGAGCUUUGAACCGAAGAUCAGUGUGGACUUCGAGAUUGACAGCGAACUUGCUGUCAACUACGGUAUUGACGUGGCUAUCCCAGACGAUGCUGGCAUUAAAGUCGAGCUCGGAGACCUCACGAACACAACCAUCACCGGCAUCAAGGGCGCAACCCUCAACGCUCUACCGUUCACUUCCAACGUCACCGACGCAGACAUCGCUCUCAGCCUUGCAUUCACGCCAACAAUCCCCAUUGAGUUUGAGUUCAGCGAUAAGCUAAGCGCUCUGGUCACCGUGUCUCUGAACCUCCCACGCCUCGAUGCGAAGCUGACCACCAACGCCGAAGACCAGUGCAAUCUGCUCGACGAAGAAAACAAGACGAAAACGGAAAAGAAGCCCAAACCUAAAGACACCGACCUCAGCAAGCUCGUAUUGGUCGAAGCCAACAUCUCCGUAACUGUCGAUGUAGCCGCAGACCUCACACUCCCCUUACUCCCGGCGCCGUUUGACUCGGCAGGUACUUCAGCGAACAUUUUUUCCACCGAGAUACCCCUCAUGACAUCGUGUGUCAAGCCAGUCAAGGGCGGAAUCAAAGUCACGGAGAUGGCACCUGUGGCCACGAUCAAGGCUGACAAGGCGGAGUCGGAAGCCCCUGCGGCUUCGGCUUGUACGAAGCAUGAAGCAGACAAGCCGUGUACGUGCGCCACGGCGACAACGACGGUCUAUGCCCAACCACCGACUGGAGGUUAUGGCGGUUCUCCGCCGAGGGAAACGAAUCCACCAUUGGAGAUGACUCCUUACUACCCCGAUGCGCCCCCAGUCUCGACGACAACGAAUGGGGAGAAGCCACCGAGUACUACAGCGCUGGAGAUGACCCCUUACUAUCCAGGCGAGCACUCACCGUCUACAUCCACACCAUGCACAAACACCGAGACGUUGCGCAUCACCAUCUCCACGCCACCGGUGAGCAGCACAGGACAACCUGCGUCGCCCCCAAUUAUUGUUAUUCCUGGCUCUAAGUCUUGUGAUUCGAGCACACCCAUCUCUACAUCCGAACCAGCUCCUACGACAAGUACAGCGAUACAGACUGAGGAUGGGUACUUUCACCCCUCUUCUCCGCUCACUACCUCAACCUCGACUGAGUCUAAGCACGAGACUCACAGCGAGAGCGGGACCAAGACCGAACCAACGUUGACGAUGAGUACGACUAGUCCGCCGAGAAUUGAGGAGAGUAAAGGAUUCAUGACGCCCCCAAGUAGCAUGACAAGCCAUGUCCCCGCGACAGGCACAGCUCCAGCCGAAUUUACAGGUGGGACGGCGCCAGGUGCUGUAGUUGGGGUGGUGGGAUGGAUGCAGGGUGGCUGGCAGAUUGGGAUGCUGUUUCAGCAAACAUACACCAAGGAUUGGGAGGAGGCACGAGCUCCUCACGUUACUGUCCGCCAACCGAAACCGUACCGCUCUCAGCACAGCGUGCCAUUGUAA